AUGUUUAAUACGGAAGACUCGAAUGGCAGCAAUGUUCCCAUGAUAAAGGGAGAAAAGCUCAGUAAGGAUCAGUGUCCUAAGACAAAUUUUGAAAAGAAAGAAAUGGCUAGCAAGCCUUAUGCUUCUCUUGUUGGAAGUUUCAUGUAUGCACAGAGAACAAAAGAGUACCAGCUAGUGUACAAAAGGGAUUCAAAACUCGAACUAGUAGGCUAUAGUGACUCAGACUUUGCAGGCUGCCUCGAUUCAUUUAAGUCAACAUCAGGUUAUAUAUUCAUGUUGGCAAAUGGGGCAGUGUCAUGGAAGAGUGUGAAACAAGAUACUGUUACCACUUCCACCAUGCAACCUGAGUUUGUGGCUUGUUAUGAAGCUACAUUACAGGCUAUAUGGCUAAGAAAUUUCAUCAGCAAUCUCGAGAUCAUGAAUUCAAUUGCAAAGCCUGUUUAA
This is a messenger RNA of Pyrus x bretschneideri (Chinese white pear), 444 nucleotides long. RefSeq names its product secreted RxLR effector protein 161-like. The coding region runs from base 1 to 444 and encodes 147 amino acids. The transcript is spliced from 2 exons. The record is from RefSeq and is a predicted model, not a curated record. NCBI's taxonomy places the organism in Eukaryota, Viridiplantae, Streptophyta, Magnoliopsida, Rosales, Rosaceae.